Molecule: messenger RNA, 2144 nt
Organism: Carassius carassius (crucian carp)
Lineage: Eukaryota; Metazoa; Chordata; Actinopteri; Cypriniformes; Cyprinidae
Gene: dpf2l
Product: D4, zinc and double PHD fingers family 2, like
Exons: 11
Coding region: 111-1328 (405 amino acids)
Biological process (GO): nervous system development
Cellular component (GO): nBAF complex
Source: RefSeq, a predicted model, not a curated record
CCAUCUGCUAUGACGGAUAAAAUAUUUACGAGAACUUAGCGUUUAUUCGAAAAAAGACAGCUGGUGCGCAUGCGCAGUGAAGACAACAACAGCCCACUACAGCAAAAACAAUGGCGACUGCCGUGGAGAACAUCGUUAAAGUGCUUGGAGAGCAGUACUAUAAAGAUGCUUUGGAGCAGUGUCACAGUUAUAACGCCCGACUGUGUGCCGAGAGGAGCAUCCUCAUGCCCUUCCUGGACUCCCAAACUGGAGUCGCUCAAAGCAACUGCUAUAUUUGGAUGGAGAAGAGACACAGGAGUGCAGGUACCACACCGGGACAGCUGUACACAUAUCCUGCCCGGCGCUGGAGGAAGAAAAGAAGAGCUCACCCACCAGAAGAACCUGCUCUGGUGUUUCCUCCAAUCAAAUCUGCAGAGCUGGAACUGGGAAUGAAAAAAGAUGUGUUGGGGCCGUUGGAUGGGAGCAGUCUGGAAGCUUUGCUGAAAGGAGAGCCGCUGGAUAAAAGAGUGUCCACCGAGUUCAGACCGCCGGAGGAAGAAACCAGUCUGUCUGAGGUCACUGGAACCAGCACGGCCAGCAGCCACAGCGGCUCCUCACGCAUCAGGAAGAGAGUGCUUGAGCCCGAAGACUACUUGGAUGAUCUGGACGAUGAAGAUUUUGAGGAGGAGACUCCAAAAAGACGAGGAAAAGGAAAGUCUAAGGGUCGAGGAGUUGGAAAUGGAAAAAAGAAAAUGGAAGCUGCUGCAGCUGCCCAAGAAGAUCGAGACAAACCAUAUGCUUGUGACAUCUGUGGGAAACGCUAUAAAAACAGACCAGGUUUGAGUUACCACUACACUCACUCUCACCUGGCUGACGAGGAGGGAGAAGACAGAGAGGAACCUGAGAUUCACACACCUGUACCACGAGAGGAACACAAGACCCCUAAGAAAGGACCAAAUGGCCUGGCGUUACCCAAUGACUAUUGUGACUUCUGCCUGGGCGACUCCAACAUGAACCAGAAAACAGGCCAGUCGGAGGAACUGGUGUCCUGCUCUGACUGUGGACGUUCAGGACAUCCUUCGUGCCUGCAGUUCACUGCCGUAAUGAUGGCAGCUGUGAAGACUUACCGCUGGCAAUGCAUUGAGUGCAAGUGCUGCAAUGUUUGUGGCACAUCUGAGAACGACGACCAGCUUCUGUUCUGUGAUGACUGUGACAGAGGAUACCACAUGUACUGCCUCAGCCCUCCCAUGGCAGACCCUCCAGAAGGAAGCUGGAGUUGCCAUCUGUGUCUGGCUCUUCUGAAGGACAAGGCCUCCAUUUAUCAGAGCCAAAACCCUGCCAUGGAGUGACCGUGAAGAACACACAGCCCUCACAUCCACACUGAAAUGCAUUGAGAUUUUAGAGAGUGAUGCAUACACAGAAAGAGACAUCAUUGGCCCUAAUGUAGCCAUUGUCUUAGUUUUUUAUUUCACUGACUGUUACACACAUCACAAGCAGUGUUUGAAAUGAAAGAGUGCACAAAGCAGAUGUUUGUAAUGGAUUAUAUACACUUCAUGCAUUAUGAGCAGUAUGUCCACAUUCCUUGAUGUUAGGGCCAACGGUUCAGAUGAUUAAGCGCCUGUUUAUGCAUUGCCAAAUCAUUUUUUAUUUUAUUUUGUCUUUAUGACUCACUCAAGAUACAUUUGGUUUAAAUCGAGCAAACAUGGCUUAAUCCUUCAAGGAUAUUAUGGAUUUAAAUAUUCAUUUGUACAAGAAGUGUCUCUAUCUUUCUCUUUAUCUUUGUCGUAUAUAAUUAUUUCUUGUAAGGUGUUCGUUCGGGAAGUAUUUGUGCCACAGUCCAGAUUCAAAAACCAGAAGAUGGUGCUGUAUUUUUAUUUUUACGAUCAUAUUUUCUUGUUUUUUUUUCAGCAUAUUCUGGAUUCACUUAUUUCUUUAUUACAAAAAACACUCUCAUAAGGCGGGUUAUCUUUCGUAGCAGAAUUUCGUAUGUGAAAUAACCGGUAUCUAUUAUUGUUGACUAACCAUAUUGAAUUAUCGUGAGUACUGUAUCGUUUUGUAUUUGUUUUUGGUAUUAAAUGUAAAUGCUGUAUUUUUCUGUCUUUUUUUAUUUACAUUUUUCAUAUUGGCCUUUCCAUAAUAAACAUACAUGUAACAGAGAAAUCAAA